AUGGGCCCUCCAGACAUGAGAAAGAACCGCUCGCUGUGUGUUCCCAUGGAAUGCCAGCUGCUGAUGCACGCUCGGUUCAAGGGGGACCUCUUUGCAAGUCGAUCGCGGCGUGCAAACAUCGAGUAUUUGCGGCGAUUUCUCAAGCGUAAUCGACUUCCUAUUAGGCGAAUAACGCACCAAGGGCGCAAACGAAGAUCCGACAUGGAGGUAGUGGGCAAUAUUUAA
Messenger RNA from Phytophthora nicotianae INRA-310, 225 nucleotides. RefSeq lists its product as hypothetical. Lineage: Eukaryota; Oomycota; Peronosporomycetes; Peronosporales; Peronosporaceae. The transcript has 3 exons. The record is from RefSeq and is a predicted model, not a curated record. The coding region runs from base 1 to 225 and encodes 74 amino acids.